This is a messenger RNA of Ostreococcus lucimarinus CCE9901, 552 nucleotides long. RefSeq lists its product with no specific name. The annotation marks the transcript as partial. Lineage: Eukaryota; Viridiplantae; Chlorophyta; Mamiellophyceae; Mamiellales; Bathycoccaceae. The transcript has a single exon. The record is from RefSeq and is a predicted model, not a curated record. Gene Ontology annotation, molecular function: protein binding.
AUGGUGCGGUUCGGCCAUCGAGACAUGACGGCGUCGGGGCGGUACCCGCCGCAGCCGAAGUUUCAACCGUUCGCGUUUUACUCGGCGGUGCGCCUGGGGGACUUGGAGCAGCUGAAACUGAUCGCGAGCACGGAUCCGUACUUUUUGACGCAAGACAACGGCGCGGGGGCGCCGAUUCACUUCGCGGUGACGUACAAGCAGUUGGACAUGAUUCACUGGUUGAUUCGCGAGGUGCCGGAGUGCGUCAAUCUGCGCGACUCGAAGGGGUUCACGCCGUUGCACCGCGCGGCGUAUCUCGCGCAGUUCGACGGGUACUUGGAGAUUUUUGAGUACUUGCUGAGCGAGGGCGCGGAUCCGGCGAUCGAGUGCGAGGAUUACGAUCCGUAUUUGAAUCCGGGGCGGAAGACGCCCGCGCGGUUGGUCGACAAGGACGUCGAGGUGCGCGAGCGAAUCGAGGAGUUGAUCGAAAAGUACGCGCACGUCGAGAAGCGCGCGGAACCGCACCCGGCGCUGAGCGAUUGGUGGGCGCUGUACGAUUACGGCUUGGACGAA